CGGGGUAUCCAGGUGUUUAAAUCGAACAAACCACGUGCGCCUCUGUCGUUGUACAGCGUGUGGCGUGGGGCUCUCAUAACAGGGAGUCUGUUCACAGGUAGAACCGGUAAAAGGUCACUUAUCUCAGUGUUUUCAGUGUGUUACUAACGAGGCUGCUGUGCAGUAAUUUACCAAGGAGCAGUCAUGGUAUUCCUGUCGCUGUCCUGUUGGAUCAGAAGCCGUGGACCAGACAGAUACUGGAAAGUCCAAGAAGUUCUCAAACAUGCACGGCACUUCAGAGGCAGAAAGAACCGGUGCUACAGUCUUGCUGUGCGGGCUGUCAGAAGAGCUUUUGUAUACGCAACCAAAGCCCGAACGCAUAAGAAACGCAACAUGAGAACGCUGUGGAUCUCACGUAUUGCAGCAGCAUCGCGAGAGCACGGCAUGAAGUAUCCCGCCCUCAUGCACAACCUUGUCAAGAGCAGCGUUCAGCUCAACCGGCGUGUCAUCUGCGAUCUCGCUGUCACAGAACCUCGGUCAUUCCUAUCUCUUGCAAAGCUUGCACGGGCGCGGCAACAGGAGGGAUUCCGUGCGGCAUUGGGUGAUGGCAAAGAGCCUUCUGGUGUUUUAUCUCGUGUUGUUCUGCUACAGUAAAGGGAUUUCAACAGCAACACAUUUUCACAUUGUUUUGUGAUGUUGAGAGCAGUGGCCUAUUUGGAUUGUGGAAAUGUUCAUAAAGAAGUCACAGACAAUCACUCAAUUUCUUUGCUCCACAGUUGCAUGAGUAUGCUCCACACUGGUAACUUACAUUUCUGUUAUGUCAGUUUUAUCCAUGUUGGAGGGAUGAGAUACUCACAGAGCCCUGUUCCUGAAGUAGAAAGUGGUGUAACAUCUUGCUCAAUGAUGCUUCAGCAGGCCUCCAUACUUUAAUUUCUAAUCUUGAAGCACAGUUUCUAGACUCACUAUGCCACCCUGCACUGAUGCUGCAGUUUAACACUGUCCUUUGGCUGUCCCUACUAUCGAGGCCCUUACUGACAAAGUGUGAAUGGGGCAAUUAUUCCAAAUAAUGUUAAUACGUUUCAAGGGAAUACUAUUUGAAGUAAAUUAGUAUUAAAAACACAUCUUUACUGUAGAUCACAAGGACAUAAUCAUAAUCCAAGAUGGCUGACUGUGACCAGAAUGGCAACUGCUUUUCCACAACCACCGGCUUCUGCUCCUUUUACUGUUCCUCAUCACUUCAAUCCAACACUUCUAUCAUGUGUGCCAGAGAGGUUUCUUGCUGUUUUACUUACAAAUGUGAUGCUAUCACUUCAGUUACCUCUCUCAGAAUAUCAGCAUACAACUUAUUAUGUUAUGUUGAAGGAGUCGGAUUGAGACUACUGUAAAGUUGUCUAAGAAGCCAAACCUCAACCUUUAUCAUGUGAUGACUUUUGUCUCUUUGUAUAUAAAUGUAUUUGAUCAUUUGUUGUGGUUUUCUUCUGAAUGUUUAUAUCAUUAAACAUUUUGAUACACA
Messenger RNA from Notolabrus celidotus (New Zealand spotty), 1492 nucleotides. RefSeq names its product mitochondrial ribosomal protein L20 (gene mrpl20). Gene Ontology annotation, cellular component: ribosome. Bases 184 to 633 code for a protein of 149 amino acids. The record is from RefSeq and is a predicted model, not a curated record. Gene Ontology annotation, biological process: ribosomal large subunit assembly; translation. Gene Ontology annotation, molecular function: rRNA binding; structural constituent of ribosome. Lineage: Eukaryota; Metazoa; Chordata; Actinopteri; Labriformes; Labridae. The transcript has 4 exons.